GGUUUUGUUGAUGCAACUGUAGAGAAACUUUGCAGAGAGCAGAAACACAACGGUAUAUUUAGAGAGAGGGAGAGAAUGGCUGCGCUGUAGAGAUGGAGAAAUGCGAUCUCAACCAAUGACAGGGAACCAACAACAAUCGCUUUGGAGUCCAAUAGAGAGAACGUGCCUUUCUCUUCUCCAACAAUCCAAAACCAGAGCCAACCUCCUCCAAAUCCACGCUUUCAUGCUCCGUAACGCCCUCGAAACCAACCCCAAUCUCUUCACCAAAUUCAUUGCAACUUGCUCUUCCAUCGCCCUUCUGGCUCCUCUGUAUGACCCACUUGCCGGAAUCGUCCACACCCGUCGUAUGUUUGAUCAUAGACCCCACAGGGAUGAUGCCUUUCUUUGCAACUCCAUGAUCAAAGCGUAUGUGGGUAUGCGCCAAUAUUCUGAAUCUUUCGCUCUUUAUAGAGAUCUUAGGAGAAAUACGAGUUUUACGCCUGAUAGUUUCACGUUUUCAGUGUUGGCAAAGUCCUGUGCACUGAAUAUGGCGAUUUGGGAGGGUCAAGAGAUUCAUAGUCAUGUUGUGGCAGUCGGGUUUGGCUUGGAUUUGUAUGCGGCGACAGCUUUGGUUGACAUGUAUGCGAAGUUUGGGAAGAUGGAUUGUGCAAGGAAGCUGUUUGAUGAAAUGAUUGAUAGAAGUCAAGUGUCUUGGACUGCUCUUAUUGGUGGGUAUGUGAGGUCUGGAGAUAUGGAUAAUGCAGGAAAGCUCUUUGAUCAGAUGAUUGAGAAAGACUCAGCUGCAUUCAAUACAAUGAUUGAUGCUUACGUCAAGUUGGGAGAUAUGUGCUCAGCCAGAAAAUUAUUUGAUGAGAUGCCAGAGAGGAGUGUAGUCUCUUGGACGAUUAUGAUCUAUGGGUACAGUAGCAAUGGUAAUCUUGAUUCUGCUAGGUCGCUAUUCAAUGCCAUGCCCGAGAAGAAUCUGUUUUCUUGGAAUGCAAUGAUCAGUGGAUAUUGCCAAAACAAACAGCCAUAUGAAGCGUUGAAACUGUUUCAUGAAAUGCAAUCAACAACAUCACUGGAACCAGAUGAAGUUACUAUAGUGAGUGUUCUUCCAGCAAUAGCUGAUUUGGGUGCUUUGGAUUUGGGUGGUUGGGUCCAUAGGUUUGUCCGGAGGAAGAAACUUGAUAAAGCAACUAAUGUUGGUACCGCUCUCAUUGAUAUGUAUGCCAAAUGUGGUGAAAUUGUGAAAGCUAGGGGAGUUUUUGACAACAUGCCUGAGAAAGAAACCGCUUCUUGGAAUGCUUUGAUUAACGGGUUUGCGAUCAAUGGGCGUGCCAAGGAAGCAUUGGGGUUAUUCAUGGAGAUGAAUCAUAAAGGUUUUAAGCCAAAUGAGAUAACCAUGAUAGGCGUUUUAUCAGCUUGUAAUCACAGUGGGUUAGUGGAGGAAGGGAAGAGGUGGUUUAAAGCAAUGGAAGAAUUCGGGCUUACCCCAAAAAUUGAACACUAUGGUUGCAUGGUAGACCUUUUGGGGAGGGCAGGGUGUUUGCAGGAGGCUGAGAAGUUGAUGGAGAGCAUGCCUUAUGAAGCGAAUGGGAUAAUCUUGAGUUCUUUUUUAUUUGCAUGUGGCUACUCCAAGGAUGUUGCAAGAUCCGAAAGAGUAAUAAAAGAGGCAAUUAAAAUGGAGGCAUGGAACGAUGGGAACUACAUUAUGUUGAGGAACUUGUACGCAAAUGAGAAAAGAUGGAAAGAAGCGGAUGAAGUUAAGGGUUUGAUGAGGAGGAAUGGAGUGAAGAAAGAGGCUGGUUGCAGUGCAAUUGAAGUUGAUAGUAGGGUUUGGGAGUUUGUAGCAGGGGAUAGAGUGCAUCCAAAAUGGGAGGCCAUUCAUUCUGUCUUAGGCCAGUUAUGGGCGCACAUGAAGGGAACAAGGCUGCAUACUAAAACUAGGAAGAGAGGGAGAGAUAUGUUGAAUUGUUGAAGUGUAUGCAAGGCACAAUAUCGUGCCCUGCACAAAUGCAGAGGUUUAGGAAAAACCUAAGUCCGAACAAUCUCAUUAACUAUAGAUGAAGGAAACAUCAACAGACUUGGCAGCCGGAAACAGUGAUUUAGCAGAUUCUUUUAUCUAACUCAUGUGACUAUAGGGUGAUCUUCUCUCUCUAUGAAGCAAGAAAGGUUGUAUUCUCUUAGUUCUCCAAUUGUAAUGUAUCUUUACUUAGUUUUUUCUCUUUCUAUUUUUUUGUAUCAAAAUGUAUUGUAAAAAUUUGAUAUAAAAGGGCUUUGUAACAAGUAUUUUCAACCAAAUUCAAGAAAGAAUUGCAUUUGGGUUUUUGAUUU
This is a messenger RNA of Vitis riparia (riverbank grape), 2313 nucleotides long. Its product is annotated as pentatricopeptide repeat-containing protein At2g44880-like. Lineage: Eukaryota; Viridiplantae; Streptophyta; Magnoliopsida; Vitales; Vitaceae. Gene Ontology annotation, molecular function: RNA binding; protein binding. Bases 101 to 1957 code for a protein of 618 amino acids. The transcript has a single exon. Gene Ontology annotation, biological process: RNA modification. The record is from RefSeq and is a predicted model, not a curated record.